AAGGUGUGGAGUAGAACUCGUACGACAAGGAGUCACACCUAUCUAUCCACUUCUUCUGCACGAAUGGAAAGUUGUUCUUGCGACUCAUAAAGGAGGGGAAGUCAGUAUGGAUCCUACUCACAACGCCAUGUCAUCAUCUUUUCCGACUGCAGCUUCACAUCGAGAUAGCAUCUUUCGGUGUUACGUACGUGCAGCAUCUUAACCAACGGAGUAUUCUGCACAAAUGUGGAAUACCUAAACGUUGCGAUCACGGCAAGGAAGAACAAUGCACCGAGCCUCGGUUCCCCAGCUUUGGCGGACUACCGGCGACGGGUGUACCCCAGUCUCGCGUUCUCGCAUUGCUCUCCAAUCUUGUCAUUCUCCCUCCAAUCUCUACUUUUUACAGACGAACUUUCAAGAUGGAAAACUCGGCACUUUUUGACGUCAAGGGCAAAGUAGUCCUAGUGACUGGCGGCGCGAAAGGCAUCGGUCGCAUGAUCAGCGAAGGUUUCGUCCAGAACGGCGCAACAGUCUACGUAUCGUCACGAGACGCAAAGGCGUGCGAGCAAGCAUGCAAGGAGCUGAACGCGCUGGGCAAGGGCAAAGCGGAUUUCAUUGCCGCGGACCUGUACAAGGAGGAAUCGUACAAGAAAGUGGCCGAGGAGAUUAAGAAGCGAGAAGGAAAGCUCCACGUCCUCGUCAACAACAGCGGUAGCAAUUGGGGCGAGAGCUACGACACAUACCCCGGCACUGCAUGGGAUCGCGUCAUCACCCUGAACCUCAAGAGCGUCUUCCAGCUCACACAAGCUGUCACUCCCCUCCUCGAAGCCGCGUCCACAAAAGACGAGCCCGCGCGCGUUAUCAACAUCGGCAGCGUCGACGGCCUGCGCGUCCCUGAGCUCGAAACAUUUGCGUACUCGGCGUCCAAGGCGGGUCUACACCACUUGAGUAGAGUGCUGGCAAGCCAUCUGGGCAAGAGGGGCAUUACGAGUAAUACGGUUGCUUGCGGUCCGUUUCAGAGCAAGAUGAUGAAGGCUACGCUGGAGCAGUUUAAGGAUGUCAUUGAGGCGAAUGUGCCCAUGGGCAGGAUUGGGAGUCCUGAGGAUGUCGCGGGCACGUGUAUCUUCUUGUCGAGCAGGGCGGGAGCGUGGGUCAAUGGUGCGACUAUUGCCUUGGAUGGUGGUACUUUGAUUUCGGGUAAGCUUUGAGGUGUUUUUAUCUAUAAAUUAUGAACCUUUUAUCGAUGUUCCUCAUGAUGUGUAUUGCGUGUUACUUCAAUACACAUAGAGAAUAGACCCAGCAUUGCAGCAGCAAUCUGCG
Molecule: messenger RNA, 1299 nt
Organism: Dothidotthia symphoricarpi CBS 119687
Lineage: Eukaryota; Fungi; Ascomycota; Dothideomycetes; Pleosporales; Dothidotthiaceae
Product: NAD(P)-binding protein
Exons: 3
Coding region: 399-1187 (262 amino acids)
Molecular function (GO): oxidoreductase activity
Source: RefSeq, a predicted model, not a curated record